Molecule: messenger RNA, 1511 nt
Organism: Solea solea (common sole)
Lineage: Eukaryota; Metazoa; Chordata; Actinopteri; Pleuronectiformes; Soleidae
Gene: lypc
Product: ly6 domain containing, pigment cell
Exons: 3
Coding region: 455-841 (128 amino acids)
Source: RefSeq, a predicted model, not a curated record
UUGCUAUUAACUGUGUGUGCAUCUGUUUGAGCUACUGUUGACGUCGAAGGAUGCUGAGCUUGAAGUAUGAACAGAAAUGUCUGCUGACGGUAAUAACUUCACCUAAUGAAAGUCAGGGAGGAGAUGCCUGAGGCCUGAGUAACACAGGAGUUCAGAUUAGAUUUAUAUGACAGAAGAGAAAGUGUCCAGAGGGACAGAAAAAGACAAAGUCAGUGCUGAUAACAGAAGGGAGUGACACUUUUCAUAUCAACCGCACCAAUAAGAAGUUAAGAGUAAGAGAAACAGAAGGAGAAGUCAUAACGAGAGUUUAGAGUCUGCGUUUGUACAUCAAAGAAGAAGAAAUUGAAUUUUCGGAAUGAGUGGAGGAGAAAUCGGUCACGGUGGUUAGUUCAAUGAAACGAUUGUAACGUUCCGGGAGGAGAUUCUUUUUUCCAGCAUCACCAGAAGAAGAACCAUGUCUCCUCUGCGGCUUCCCAUCGUCAUAUUCCUGUGUUUUCUUCCACUAGCAGCCUGUUUGCAAUGUUACACCUGUUUGUUCCCGACCGUCUCUCCUGUGGACUGCAUCAAGUUUCCUCAGGAGUGUCCGGCCGGGCAGCGCUGCCUGUCCAGUACCGCGACAGCAAAACAAGGCGCUCUGGAGAUGACUAUGUACGAGAAGAGCUGUGCCGUCCCCGCCCAGUGCGGCCUGAGUGGACAGAAAUCCACCGCGGGUCUCAACUUCAACUACACCAACGUCUGCUGUGACACGGACCUGUGCAACAGCGCUGUGACUGUUGCUGCCCUCAGCUGGAGAGGAGCGUCUCUCUGUGUGCUGCCUGCACUCGCUCUGCUGCUGAGCUGAAGCUGCUGAGCUGAAACUGCUGGGGCCACACUCCAUGACAGAUGUAUACGUGUGCCGGAGAGAUAAUCUGGAUAUGAUGUUUAACGCUUAGAACAGAGCAUUUCGGCUGUUUUUUUCCAUUACUAUGUUUAAACAUUUCAAAAGUUUUUUGAAAUUGAAUUGAAUUAAAUAAGAAUGUACAAUAUAGUACAGAUAGAGUAUCUUAUAUCCUUUUUUUCAGCACAACCUAGGCAAUCUGAUGAAAAAAAACCAUUAAUUUUCACCAACUCUAUAAACACGUGAGCAAAACGAAACAAAAAAUGUUUAAAACUGGAUUGAAUUUGUGAAAUUUGGUAAAACGUCACAGUUCAAAUUCACUUGGGCUCGUUUUUAUGAACAAAAACAAAAUAAAAACGCUCUAUUUUGUGACUUCUGCACAAUUAUUGCUACUAUAUUUCACUACUAAACCUGAAAAAAGUAAAUUUUCUGCAGCUAUCAGGUGACCCUUCACAUGUUUGAUGCCUUGGUUGCAAACAACAUGUUCACAAUUUGAAAAUAAAACAAUAAAACAAAAUAUCAGCAGUGAAACAAACACAAAAACUAUAGAAACAGACAAAAUGACACACUUAAAAACAUAGAUGGCAUUAAGCUUAUGUCUAUAAAUCAGUAUCUUAUUAUUGAUAAUAAAUAA